Molecule: messenger RNA, 3390 nt
Organism: Thamnophis elegans (Western terrestrial garter snake)
Lineage: Eukaryota; Metazoa; Chordata; Lepidosauria; Squamata; Natricidae
Gene: CYGB
Product: cytoglobin
Exons: 4
Coding region: 280-861 (193 amino acids)
Biological process (GO): oxygen transport
Molecular function (GO): iron ion binding; heme binding; oxygen binding
Source: RefSeq, a predicted model, not a curated record
UCACACACCAUCUCCCUCCCUAAUUACCUCUAUUACAUACCUCGGUCUGUCUAUAUAGGAAACCACUCAGACCCAGGGAAGAAGGCAAGGGCAGUGUCAGCCACUCCAUCACAACCCAACAGAGCACCUUAUCUCUUCUUGCUGGACACACACACACACACACAGGCACACACACACACACACCCAAACAAACAAACAAGACAAAACCCACAGAGCAACAGACUCACACGUCUUUUUAAUCUCUUGGCUUCCUUGGAAGAUUUUUGCUGGCUGUUUUUCAUGGAGAAAGUCCAAGGAGAAAUGGAGAUUGAGAGAUGGGAAAGAAACGAAGAACUGUCAGAUGCCGAAAGGAAGAUGAUCCAAGAGACCUGGAACAGAGUCUAUGUGAACUGCGAAGAUGUUGGGGUCUCCAUUCUGAUCAGAUUUUUUGUCAACUUCCCAUCUGCCAAGCAGUACUUCAGCCAAUUCAAGCACAUGGAAGAUCCAUUAGAGAUGGAAAGGAGCCUGCAGCUGCGUAAACAUGCCAGGAGGGUCAUGGGGGCUAUUAAUAGUGUGGUGGAGAACAUAUACGAUUCGGAAAAGGUCUCCUCUGUGCUAGCUCUGGUGGGCAAGGCACAUGCUGUCAAGCACAAAGUUGACCCUGUCUACUUUAAGAUUCUGACUGGCGUCCUGCUGGAAGUGCUUACAGAGCAAUACACCAAUGAGUUCAGUGUUCCAGAGGUUCAGAGAGCCUGGGCCAAGAUGAGGAGCCUCAUCUAUACUCAUGUGACGGCUGCAUACAAGGAGGAACCCCCAGGUGACAACGGUGGCAGCAGCAGCUGGAGCAGCAGCAAAGUGGCAGAACCCCUCCCACAGACCUGAAAUGCUGUCUCUCAGAAGACUAAACUGGCACCGGAAUAGGAUAGCACCCAAGAGAACUACAUCUGUCUCCUUUAAUUAUCCCGUGUACAUAUUAGUCAGUGGAAAUGCUUUAUAAUUUCUAUAGCUAAAGCCGGCUAAGCUAUAGAAAAACCAGGUGUCCAUAAACACUCUCCCUGAAGUUAGCCAGGCAAAUUAAAAUAAUGUACACUGUGAUGGGGGGGGAGGGAAUGUAUUGAAUUUCCCCAGAGGGAAAAAAUAUAUUAUAUAGAUCAUGACUGUUAUGAUUCACCCACAUUGAUAACUCUGGAGACUUACCAUUUUUGUCUGUCUUGAAGAGGACUUUUCAUCAAAUGGCACUGAAUUGAUACGUUUCCAUCUUUUGUAGUAAGGUGAGAAUGUACAAGUUCCAGUAUUUGAAUUCUGCAAGUACUUUUGUGCCCGUAUAUCACUGAUAAGUCCAUGUCCUUGCUUUCCCUCACUCCCCAAAAAACAAAACACUAUUGAUGUGUGCAUAAGUGCUUGCAGGAUCUCAUAUCCGCAUGAUACAUUCAGACCAUGUCCUUAAAAGGACAUUUGAUCUCAAUACAUUUAGUCUAGAUUUCAAAAUAUGCACCGUGGGACGAGGCUUAGUCUUGUCUUGUCAUUUUACGCUUUUCUCUACUGCUAAUUCCUCUGGACUGGAGUUUCUCUGGAAUAAUAUGAAUUGUGUUUGCAGUCCUCACUGUUUUGUUCUUAGUUUUGUAUUCCAUUACAAUGUUUCUUUCCCCUGUUACAAAACUAACUUUAGAAGUCUUGAGAUUGUAGAAGAUUUAGCCAAAGCUUGAAUACCUAAAGCACCUGAAACCAAAAAAAAUAUGAUGUAUUAAAAGAACAAAUCAAUAUAUUAAUUUCUAGCUGUUUCCUGAUGCUUAAGAUAUUCUCUGUGUGAGUUGAGUUGAAUCAGUUCAUGCAGUCCUAUAUAUGUUGGCUUUCUGAGGUCUUAUUGGGCUAUUUACAAUAAGUGGAUGUGGGAGUACAUUCUUUGUUAUUACUGUGGAGUUGGUAAUACUGCCCAGAUAGGUUUGAGGUAACGAUCGUUUUUUUAAUCACUUUCCUUCCAAUUCCCAUUAUUAUAUUCUAAAGGAUUUCUGCUAGGAUUUUUGUGUUCCUAUGACCACCAAUCAACUCCAGCAAGUAGCACUGCCACCUAAAUAGAAGGGGAAAAUCUGAGCUGUUAGCUGACUUGGCUGUUCAAUAGAGAACAAAUCUGCAAAAAUCAGAAGGGAAUCCUUCAUGACAUGGAAAUAAGGAAUCAGCCAAUCUGCCAUUAAAGAUGCACGAAUCUAGACUGGUUACACAAUUUGACAGUUCUAAUGUUUAUAUAUAUACAUUUUUUCCUGCUAAAAGUCACACCAUGGACACUACUACUACUACUACUAGAUUUCACCACCACCAUUCUUCAAAAAUAUGACCUAAAUUAUGACAGUUAUUACAGUAAAACCAUGAUCCCAUGUCACAAUCUAAAAGUAUUUUGAAAUUAAUUUUCAAAGUAGGAUGACAUUUUUGAAAGGAAAAUACGUAUACAUUAAUUUAUCCUUGAAGCAAUACUUCCAUCCUUAAAGAUUUGCAGCUAUAUAUUGUUUCAAUCCAUAACAAUUUCUCCCCCCCUCUAAUUCUUUCUCUCAUUCUCUCUCAAACACACACACACACACACACACACACACACACACACACAGACACGAUGGUGGGAAAAUCUUUACUGUUAUAUUGCAUACACACUAAAUUACUUUAGUCAAAACUUUGUGUUUAUGUGUUUGUGUGUGUGUGUAUAUAUAUAUAUACACACACACACACACAAACACAUACACACACACAAACACAGACAAUUUUGAGUAAAGUAAUUUUAUUAUAAAUGAAAAGGGGACAGCCGUGCAAGAAUGCAAAAGAAAAGCAAAAAAACCACCGCAUAACCUUGCCUAUAGCAAGCUGGUGAUGGAAAUGUAAAACGAGCUGAAAAACUCAAGAGCUUGUGCAGGUCAAAGGCAAAGUAAGAGUAGAAUAGCCUUGGCCAGCCAGGGCCCUACCAAUGUGCUGGGUUACAAUUCCCCUUGGCUAUGCUGGCAGAGGUGAUCAGAGUUGUUGUUUAGCACAGCUGGAGGGAACCUGUAUGUGACAAUACUUAUAGCUCUUUACUGACUCUCAUUCAGUUCAUUCCCAAUUCUUCCAAACUUUGAAUUGUCGGCUCAUUGGGAGCAAAAAGCUGUUUGUUAUGGGGAUUAUCUGUUAAACAGCCAUGCACAAGAAUACGGCACUGUAUAAAAUAAUAAAUAUUAAUACAUAUAAUUUAAUAGUGUAUUUUAUAAAAUGGGCUUCUGGUGCUAUGAUUUGUGAACGUUUUCCUCCUUAUCGUACUAAAUCCUCUUGUUUAUUACCCAACGUACUGGCUGAAUCCUGUUGUAAUUUUCCUCUGUAUUAUUUGUAUGACUUCUGUAUGCUGCCAAUAUAUUGUCUUGUGAUUUUGUUUAAUCUUUAUACAUCGGUUCCUUGUUA